Triticum turgidum subsp. durum (durum wheat) is the source of this 273-nucleotide messenger RNA. The record is from the annotation of a GenBank genome assembly. NCBI's taxonomy places the organism in Eukaryota, Viridiplantae, Streptophyta, Magnoliopsida, Poales, Poaceae.
AUGGUGCCGGUGACCUACGUCGUGGGGGUCGGGUUGGCGACGCCUAAGAGGAUGGUGUACCUGGGGGACGAUUUCGAGGCAACGCCCGGCGUGGACGUUGGGGACAGCGACGGCCUGGUCAACCUGGCGAGCCUGGUCGCCGUGGAGCCGGAGUGGAGGCGUCGUGGUCCUUAUUUUAGGAUGGUCAAGGUGGCCAACGUGAAUCACACGGCCAUUCUGGUUGAUGAUCGUGCGCUUGGGAUUGUCCUGAGAGAAAUUCGACGAGCUAAUUAG